AAGAACUCUUCCAAUAUAUGGAAAUUAUUUAAAGAGCUUACUGGUAAAAAACAGAUGACAACACAAACUCGUUCGGAUGUCUGCGCGUUAAACAAGUCAUUUAUACGUCGGCAAGCUAAUUUCACCCUUCCUAAUGUGCAAAAUCAAGUGGAUAGCUGCUUUCCAGGUUUCAAUACAAAUGAUGUAUUUAAAUGUCUAAAGUCUUUGAAUCCCUCCCAAAGCUUAGGUCCUGAUGGUGUUUCUAGUAUCAUAUUUAGAAAAUGUGCAGAUAUUUUGUGUCAUCCACUUACAGAUAUCUUCAAUGUAUCGUUCUCUAAAAACAUAAUACCCACUGCUUGGAAGCAGAUAAAAAUUGUACCUGUGCCUAAGCCAUCUUCUGGAUCAGAUGUUACUUUUCGACCCAUCGCUAUAACUUCCCCUUUUCUGAAGACAAUGGAGAAAUUACUUCUGCUUGUGAUUGAGCCUUCAUUGAUGGCCUUCAGAGAUCCAAAACAGUUUGCUUACAAACACCGGAGGAGUACUUUAGAUGCAGCUACUGUCUUGCAUCAUAAUAUUGUUUCUAGUCUCGACAAAGGUGUUAAGUAUGUCCGUUGUGCCUUUUUGGAUUACUCAUCAGCCUUUGACUCUGUUCCUAGACCACUUUUGUUAAAUAAGCUUGCCAUAGCUCACACUGAUCCAUGGGUUACAAAAUGGCUGCAUUCUUAUUUUUCUGAAAGGAAACAGUACACUAUUCAUAA
Messenger RNA from Heterobilharzia americana, 737 nucleotides. The record is from the annotation of a GenBank genome assembly. Lineage: Eukaryota; Metazoa; Platyhelminthes; Trematoda; Strigeidida; Schistosomatidae.